Molecule: messenger RNA, 2482 nt
Organism: Chiloscyllium plagiosum (whitespotted bambooshark)
Lineage: Eukaryota; Metazoa; Chordata; Chondrichthyes; Orectolobiformes; Hemiscylliidae
Source: RefSeq, a predicted model, not a curated record
GCAAUUAAUUUUUGUGAGCGACGUGGUUUUGUUUUUCUCGUUGCGAUCGGUGUUCAAAACGCCAGUGUUUCUCCACUCCCGAACGAGUUCUUUGAUGGUGGAAUUGUUAUUUUAAUAAUCUGCAAUCUUCAUUAUUGCUGCUGCGGGCGAUUUUAAAAAUUUGGAAAAACAAUGGCAGAAGAAGGAACCAGCAUUUCUCCUGGAGACCUUCAAAAAGAAAUUAAUGAGACAUCCACGCCUGAGGAAAAUGAGGAUUCCUGCAUCUCAGAUGAAACUCAGGUGAAUGGAACUGAGCUUGAGGCUGAUGUGUAUCGCUAUAUUAAAGAUGAUCUUUUUACAUCUGAGAUUUACAAGAUUGAAAUACAGAACCUCCCAAAAUUUGUAAGUUUCAGUGAUUUAAGAAAAUUUCUCAGCAGGAAUAACUUAGUUCCUCACAAAAUCAAACUCUUUGGAAAGCGGCCUUUUGCAUUUGUGACUUUUAAAGAGGAGCAAGAACGCGAUCGAGCAAUGGAGGUCCUUCAGGGGCAAGUUUGGAAAAAUAGGAAUUUGCAUGUCCGAUUAGCAAAACCAAAAGCUGAUCCUAUUGCCAAGAAACGAAAGCAGGAAGGCACUGAGAAUGAUAAUCAUGAACAAAAACGUACUGCUCCAGUGAAUGUUUUGGACAGACCUUUAAGUGAACAAAUUGCUGAUGUGGUGACACCCCUUUGGAACAUUCCAUAUGAAGAACAGCUGAAAAAGAAAGAGCAAAAUGUCUUACAAGUGUUGGCAUUGUUAACUACAGAAAUAGGCACUCAUAAUCGAGCCUUUGUGCCAUGGGUAUUUCAACAGAAAAAGAUGUUUGGUGGAACCUGUUGUCCAUUGGAGGGAGUGAAGCCGUCACCACUGCAGACUGAAUACCGUAACAAGUGCGAAUUUCUAAUUGGCGUUGGAGCAAAUGGAGAAGAUAAAACUAUAGGAUGUCGUUUGGGUAAAUACAAGGGAGGAUCGUGUGCAGUUGUAGAGCCAUUUGAUACUGUUCAUAUUCCAGCCAAAGCAAAGGAGGUUGUGAAGGCAUUUCAGAACUACAUAAGGUUAUCUCCUUAUUCUGUGUAUUGCCCAGAAACGUAUGAAGGUCACUGGAAGCAGUUGACUGUACGCAUUACUAGAGCCAAGCAUAUCAUGGCUAUAAUCUACUUCAAUCCUCAGAAACUAACUAAACCAAAACUACAAGAACUGCAAGGUGAAUUAGCCAAAUAUUUCACAGAAGGUGAUGGGAAGGAUUGUGGAGUAACCUCGCUCUACUUUGCUGAAGAAGGUCAAAGAAAAUCUCCCAACUUGGAAGACUUGCCUUUGGAACAUGUGACUGGAGAGAAGUACAUAUACGAAGAGCUCCUUGGACUUAAAUUCAGGAUUUCUCCUCAUGCAUUUUUUCAGGUGAACACUCAGGCUGCCGAAGUACUUUAUUCAGCAGUUGGAGACUGGGCCAAUCUGGACCAAGAUAGUGUAGUGUUGGAUGUUUGCUGUGGCACUGGAACUAUUGGACUUUCCCUUGCAAAGAGAGUGAAGAAAGUUAUUGGAAUUGAAAUGUGCCAGGAAGCUAUUGAAGACGCUAAAGUGAAUGCAGAGUUAAAUGGUCUGUCCAAUGUGGAAUUCUUGUGUGGAAAAGCUGAAGAUCUCUUUCCCACUGUAAUCAAUUCUUUAACAUCACAGAACUUAGUUGCUGUUGUAGACCCACCUCGGGCAGGACUUCAUUCCAGAGUUGUAUUAGCAAUAAGAAGAGCAGAGCAUCUGAAAAGUCUGAUCUAUGUUGCUUGUAAUGCUCGAGCAGCCAUGAACAAUUUUGUGGAGUAUUCAUGGGCUCUGCUUCCACCACCUUUUCAGGAAGAGUUCCAAAAACUCAGGAACCUAUGUGAGCAAAACAUUUGCCUUCUCUCUCUCUCUCUCUCUCUCUCUCUCUCUCUCUUUCUCGCUCUCUCUCUCUUGAUUUUUAAAGAGUGACCCCUACUUUUCGGUUCAUCUACAAGAGCAAGCAUCUUCUCUACAUCUUCCCUGUUAGGACCCAAUCUAAUCAAUCGUGUCUUCCUCUGCUGGACUUCAGUAAAUACAAGCCCAAGUUGUCCAGUCUCUCCUCAUAAGACAACUUUCCCACUCCAGGUAUUAGUCUGGCAAACCUUCUCUGGACUGUCUCUGAUGCAUUUAUAUCCUUGCUUAAAUAAGGUGCACUGUGCACUCUACUCCAGGUCAAAGUUCCCUCCGGACGUCACUGCCAAGUAUGGACCUCCAAGAGUAUGCUGUCAGAAAGAAAGUUAGAGGGAACGCUGCUCCAGAUCCGAUCUCACCAAUGCCCUGUAUAACUAAAGCAUAACCUCCCUACAUUUGUAUUGGGCUCCCUUUGUGACAAAUAAUGACACUCUAUUUAACAAUCCCUAAUUACUUGUUGUACCUGCAUACUAACCUUUUCUGAUUCAUGUACUCAGGCACCCAAAUCCCUUUGCACCACAGA